This is a messenger RNA of Populus euphratica (Euphrates poplar), 1014 nucleotides long. RefSeq lists its product as uncharacterized. The transcript is spliced from 3 exons. The coding region runs from base 25 to 825 and encodes 266 amino acids. NCBI's taxonomy places the organism in Eukaryota, Viridiplantae, Streptophyta, Magnoliopsida, Malpighiales, Salicaceae. The record is from RefSeq and is a predicted model, not a curated record.
GUUUUGAAAAAAUUGCAGUUACUAAUGAGGUUGGAUUCGAACCCAGCUUCAUCAUCAGCAUCGACAUCAACGUCAACACCAAACGGGAAGCGAAGUAGAGAUCCUGAAGAUGAGGUCUACCUUGACAAUCUCAAUUCUCAUAAGCGAUACCUCAGUGAGAUAAUGGCAUCUAGUUUGAAUGGAUUAACAGUUGGAGACCCACUCCAGGACAAUCUUAUGGAAUCUCCUGCCAGGUCUGACACCAUGAUUUUUGCCAGGGAUGAAAUGUCCUUGCAAUAUUCACCAAUGUCAGAAGACUUUGAUGACUCUAGAUUUUGCGAGACACCUACAAAUGCUUGCUCACCUCAAUCUGAAAGUCUACCCAGCAGUCCAGUUUCUCCAUGUAGGUACCAAAGGCCACUUGGUGGGUUCUCGUCUGCUUCUUAUAGCAGCUCAUUCCUUUCACAUGGCUGCUCUGUCACCGGUGUCACUUAUUCACAGCCUCGUCAACGAGGUUCAGAUUCUGAGGGCCGGUUCCCAUCAUCACCUAGUGAUAUAUGCCACUCAGCUGACCUGAGGAGGGUUGCACUCCUGCGUUCUGUGCAGAUGAGAACACAACCACCUGGUUCAUCAUCUUUUGAGCUUCCAUUUGGUUCAGGACACGAGCCUGGAUCUAACAUAGAAGCUGAAGAGCAGCCAUGCUCGUAUAUGAAGUCCUUGGUUGAAGAGAGGGAGUAUCCACUCGAAGAGUGUUCUUCAAUGAGCAUCUCAGAACCUGGAUUUAAUGAAGAGAAGGCAUGCCGGGUUUUGAAUAUGAAUAUAAAAGGGGAUCGUUCUGGAGUUUAAGUACUAAUGGAAGUGUUGCAGAACCAACCAACUCUGACCAUAUCUUGUGCACCUGUACUGAAGUGCCUUAGAGUAAUUUAUCAGUGAGUGGCUGGCCACGACAGAUAUUUUUUAAUAACAUCAUCAUGGUUUGCAUUUGAGUUCAUACGAAGUACUAUGCUGAAUAGCACUAGAGGUUUCACAGCUGGC